Entrophospora candida is the source of this 684-nucleotide messenger RNA. Lineage: Eukaryota; Fungi; Glomeromycota; Glomeromycetes; Entrophosporales; Entrophosporaceae. The record is from the annotation of a GenBank genome assembly.
AUGGUUGCUGAAGCUAUAGACUAUAGAGUUUCUAGAAUUGUGAUUUUAUGUAAGGAUUGUGGUCAGGAUGCUGGACUCUAUCCUGCCAGACACAAAUGUGGUCAAUUAGACCCGCAUACUUUACAAGGAUUUGAUAUACAAAAUAGUAAUGAUGAAGGUAUCUGGGGAAAGCUUAAAGCGAUUCAAGGAAAUUCAAAUUUAAUGACCGGAUUUUUAAAUUCUACCAAGCAUAACAUCAAUGAAGAUUCGGAUAACGAAUCAGAAAAAGAAGAUUGGGAAGGCGAAACACAUGUUUCUCGAAUUUUGAGAGAAUAUUAUGAGAAAAAGUCUCGUAAUAAUAAAAUUACAAACAACGAAAUCAGCAACAAGGAUAACAACGAGAAUGACAAUAAUAAUUCAUAUUUGCAAAUACCUAAUCAUAAUAAAUCAAAUCCAGUAUCAACACCAUCGUCAUCACCUUCUCCAAUAAUCACCAGAAAAGUAUCAAAAUACCAAAAUAAUAGAAACCAUAGAAUAUAUGACUCAAUAGAAUCUUCUAGUUCAACCGAAUCAUUAUCAUCCAUAAAAUCCAACCCACCAAAAUCUCCUAAAUUACCUCCUAAAUCUCCUAAAAGAAAUACCAUUAGUACUAACAAUGCUGUUUUCACAAAUGAUUUAAUAAACAGAAAUCAAAUUAACAUUUAA